Molecule: messenger RNA, 1132 nt
Organism: Lotus japonicus
Lineage: Eukaryota; Viridiplantae; Streptophyta; Magnoliopsida; Fabales; Fabaceae
Exons: 5
Coding region: 154-888 (244 amino acids)
Source: RefSeq, a predicted model, not a curated record
UCCUUGCUCUUAAUACAAAAUAGUUUUGAAUCUUAAUCGAAAACGAAACCCCUUUCCCUUUCCCGGGAAAAUUUUCACACUGGAACAAACAACUAUCAGAAAGCAAAGAACAACAAAUUGAAGAAACCCCGUGAUUUCAUUCACUCAUUUGCAAUGAACUCAAACUCAAAGCCGAAACCAAAGCAACCCUCGCCGAUUAGGGUUUUCGGGCAACGAUCCGUUGCUUCAACCUUCCACUCAAUCAACGCUCGCGAUUCUGAACCAGCUGUCAGAAAUCAAGCUUCACGCAAGAACGAUUCCGCGCGUGCUUCGCUCUCGCACUUCCUCGAUCGCAAGCUCCCAAAAUCUCCCCUACCUCCUCAAACUGUUCCGAGGAAAUCGACGCCCUUUGCAUCGCCUUUGGGUUUAAGAAUACCUUUGGGUGAGCAUUCUGGGAAUGUCAAGCAACAUGAAGGAGAGAGAAAUGGUGCCGGUGACGACGAUAAGGUCAUUUUUGAAAGGUUCAAACAUACUGGAGAAGAAGAAGAGAAGGAAGGGGGAGGAGAAGACUUGGUUAGUCCAUUUGGUGUUGAUGAGAUGGAAAAUCCAGUGGUAGAUGAUAUUCAAGAAUUGAGGAAAAGGAAAAACCCUUUUGAAGGUGGAAAUGAAAACCAAAAUGCCCAAAAGCAUGUGGUAGUUCUUGGGGGUGAAUCAAAGUUGAAGCCAAAAGGACAGAUGGGAAAAGAUUCUAGCAACAAGAAGCCAAGACCUCUCUAUAAUCACUAUGCAAAUGGUCGCGGCUGGUGGGACCACGAUAUGGAAGGUGUUGAUAAUGAGGCAUUAGGCUUCACUGAAGUAUGGGAGGGGGUGGGAUCUACCACACUUGGAGGUAUAGUGGAUUGGCAUUGAUUGACAUUUUAUAUGUUGUAUGUGUAUGAUUAUGAAAAGAAGUUUGUUUUUAAUGUAGCUUAGCUUAGCUUUGAGAUGAACACAAUCCUAAACUCAUUUUAUUCUAAUUAGUUUACUCCCAAUCAUAGCGUGAGGACUAAAACCAGGCCUGAGGGAUGGUAAGGCGUGUAUUGUGUAUAUGAUAAGAUGUUCCUAAACUCAUUGUAUGAUAAGACGUAUACAUUUCACAUAAGACUUCACUAGA